Molecule: messenger RNA, 1399 nt
Organism: Atta colombica
Lineage: Eukaryota; Metazoa; Arthropoda; Insecta; Hymenoptera; Formicidae
Gene: Nup37
Product: nucleoporin Nup37
Exons: 5
Coding region: 137-1105 (322 amino acids)
Cellular component (GO): nuclear pore outer ring
Molecular function (GO): protein binding
Source: RefSeq, a predicted model, not a curated record
GAUUUAAUCUAACCUAACCUAACUCGACACCGGACGUGUGUAUGUACACACGCUUUUCUUUUCUUUCGGAUCGCGGUUAUGCCGGCUCCUUUUCUACUCGUGCACACACCUACGUAUCGAGGACGAGAGAGAUAGGAUGGACGAGGCAGUCACCACGCCGCCUACAUUUAAACGGAGUUUCUCAGAACGGAUUUACUGUGUAGAGUUUUCGCCGUACGAGUGGUCGCAGCACUUGAUCUGCAUUGCCCUCGCCAAGGAGAUCGUCGUUGGUACUGUUAAAUUUCAGGAUGAAGAUGAUGCUGUGGAAGAGAUGGCAUAUAGUCCUAUUAGAACAUUUCAUCACGAUGCCAGGCCCCAUGCGAUCGCUUGGAGCCCAGAAACCUCCCUGAGUAUUGUCCCCAAAAUUGUCACAUUUUGCGUUGCUGGAUCAGAUUUCAAAAUAAGACUAUACAAUAGCAAUCUGAAUGACGUCAAUAUGUUCGAGAUUUUAGAAGGCCAUAAAGAUUAUAUGAAUGCAAUCUCCUAUGAACCAGAAGGUGAACUAUUGGCAUCAGUCUCUGAUGAUCAUACAUGUAAGCUGUGGGCUGUUAAAGAGAACCAAAAGUGUGUAUCUACAUUUUACUUAACGUCACCUGGAACUAGUGUAUGUUGGCAUAAUGAAGAAUCUGGCAAGCUCUUAGUAGCAGAAAAGAACGGUUUAAUACGUAUGUACAAUGUCAGAAGUCAUCAAGCUAUUAUGUCUCUUGAUUCAGGAGUUGUUCCCUUGACUGCAGCUGACUGGGGACCCAAUCCCUUAAAAGUUGCAUCGAUAGCUGCUGGAGAAUUGUUGCUUUGGGAUGUGUCUAGACCCAGUCGUCCUCUUGAUGAGCGGACACUUCAUGUGGAAGGUGGUUUAACAGUAAAAAUCUCACAUGCGAAUGAAAAUCUGAUAUCAAGUAUUGGAUGGCCGGAUAAUUUAUUGAAGGUUGUUAAUUUAAAAUCGAAAGUAGUAGUAUUGUGUGGAAAGGUAAAGUUAAUUGGUGGUACGACAUGGCAUUAUAAAUUACCAUAUGUUUGUGCUGGAAGUGACAGAGAAUUAUGUUUCUGGAGAAUAAAUGUAAAUUAGUAUACAUCAAAUAUGAUUUUGUCCAUAAAUGAAAUUCUGACUUUUCAGAACUUGGGAUGUUACAUAGCGAUUUAAAUAAUUUUUUUUUAUUAUACUUUAAUGUUUCUUUAUGAGUUGAUUAAGAGAAUUAAUUUUUAUACACAACACAUUAGUAAUAGUUUGAGAUAUUUUGAUUUUCAUUAGAAGUAUAUUCUCUUAUUACAUAUAUGCGAUAAAUUAAUUUAUAUAUACAUAUAAAUCUUUGGAGGUAAAAAAUUUUACACUUGUGUAAAAAAUGCGUAAAAAAGAAAAAAA